Messenger RNA from Poeciliopsis prolifica (blackstripe livebearer), 3337 nucleotides. It is a transcript of the gene mfsd11, whose product is annotated as major facilitator superfamily domain containing 11. Bases 320 to 1684 code for a protein of 454 amino acids. Lineage: Eukaryota; Metazoa; Chordata; Actinopteri; Cyprinodontiformes; Poeciliidae. The record is from RefSeq and is a predicted model, not a curated record. The transcript has 14 exons.
UUAGCAGCUUUAGCUGCUAACCGCUGCUAGGCGUUUAGCAGCGCCGAGCAGCGGUUAGCAGCGGUUAGCAGCGCUAGCAUCGUGAGCUUCUCCUGCUGCGUGUUGGUCAGCUGACUGGUCAUGUGACUCCCGGUCGGUCCGGUUCCCACCUGAGAAUAUCUCCAUUUCUCCUCGAACUACCCGCAGAAGGAGGCAAGAAGCUGGAGACCCAGUGAGAAGCUGCUGGGUUCAACAAGCGAGCCGAGCCUGGUUCUGGUUCUGGUUCUGGUUCUGGUUCGGGCGGAAGUUUUCCUAAUUUGGGCUUAGACGAUCCUCCAGUAUGGGUCCAGACGGGAAGAAGCUGCUGAACAUCGUCAUUCUUGGCUUCGGCUUCAUGUUCAUGUUUACAGCCUUCCAGACAUGUGGAAACAUUGAGCAAACAGUCAUCAAGAGCUUCAACAGCACCGAGUUUCAUGGAAGUGGCUAUACAAGCAUGGCGAUCAUUUAUGGCGUUUUCUCUGCCUCCAACCUGAUGGCGCCCUCCGUGGUGACGCUCAUCGGACCGCAGGUCUCCAUGUUCCUCAGCGGGAUCUUGUACAGCGGCUACAUCGCCAUGUUCAUCCACCCGCUGACCUGGACCUUCUACACGGCCUCCGUGCUGGUGGGCGUGGCCGCCGCAGUCUUGUGGACGGCUCAGGGAAACGUUUUGGCGAUCAAUUCCACCGAUCGAUCCAUUGGGAGGAACAGUGGCAUUUUCUGGUCGCUGCUCCAGUUCAGCUUGUUCUUCGGGAACCUCUACAUCUACUGCGCCUGGCACGGCCACGUCCACAUCACAGACAAGGACCGUCGGACCGUCUUCAUCUCUCUCACCGUCAUCAGUUUGGUCGGCUGCUUCCUCUUCUUCCUGAUCAGAAAACCCGACCCGGAGUCUUCCUCCGGUUCUGAGGCGACAGAGUCUCUACUACAGUCUGAGUCCGGAGAUGGGUCCACAGACAGUUCAUCCAGAAAAGAUCUCUGCACUCAGGCUCUGGAUGCUUUUGUCCAGGCCUGCAAGAUCUCCGUCACCAAGGAGAUGCUGCUGCUGAGCGCCUCCAUCGGAUACACAGGACUGGAGCUGACCUUCUACAGUGGCGUGUACGGAACCUGCAUCGGCGCCAUGACCCGGUUCGGGUCCGAUGCCAAGAGUCUGAUCGGCAUCUCUGGGAUCUGCAUCGGUCUGGGAGAGAUCAUAGGAGGGGGCGUCUUUGGGAUGCUGAACAAGAAAAACCGGUUUGGGCGGAACCCGGUGGUUCUGCUGGGACUCAUAACGCACUUUGUGGCAUUUUUCCUGAUUUUCUUGAACAUCGCCAGCGAUGCUCCGCUGGCGCCGGAGGGCGGCACGGAUCUGGAGGCCUUCAUCGCGCCCAGUGUUCCCUUGGCUAUGAUCUGCAGCUUCCUGUUGGGCCUUGGCGACAGCUGCUUCAACACACAGCUGCUCAGCAUCAUCGGCUUCCUGUUCCGGGACAACAGCGCCCCCGCCUUCGCAGUCUUCAAGUUCAUCCAGUCCAUCAUGGCCGCCGUGGCCUUCUUCUACAGCAACUUCCUGCUGCUGCACUGGCAGCUCCUCAUCCUCGUCGUCUUCGGCUUCCUGGGCUCCGUGUCCUUCUUUGCUGCCGAGUGGCUCGCCGAGUCCAGGAGGAGGGACUCGGACUACGACAGCAUCUGAAGCGUCCAGGAGACGCCCAGAUGGACGGACGCCAGGAGACGCUGUCCUCCCAGAUAAACUCUUCUUUCUUUAAGCUCACCUUGCUGGAUGGUGGAGGGAAAACCCGGAGCGGAUCAUACUUGAGGAAGCUGCUGCUGUAGAUGUUUGGAGACUACAGGUCACCCAGAGAGACCGUGGACGUCCAGCUGGUCCAACCUGUCUCUGGAGAUAUUCCUCACCUGCUUUAAACAGAACCUGCAGGUUCUGGGUUCUCUGCAGAACCUCUGAGACCAGAAACAGAACAUCUCAGUUUAAAUGACACACUAAUGCACAGGUGUCAAACUCCAGUCCCGGAGGCCCACUGGCUGCCCUGCAGCGUUUAGAUGACAGAACGAUGAGCUCAUUAAGGUUCUGGAGAACCGAUCCUCAGUGGAGGAGGAAAUGAAGCCGUUUCAUUCCAGGAUUUUGUACCUGAGGCUCAUCUAAAACCUGUGGGCCUCCAGGCCUGGACUGUGACACCCCUGCACUAACUGGAGCUGGGUUCAUUUAAGGGCGUCGGCGUCAAUCAGUCUGGAUAUAAAUGCACACCACACUUGUCAGAUUAUUAAAAUGUAAAAAAGAAAUCAACCAAUAAUUUUGGGAAUCUUGGAUCAUUUGUGAAGCUUGAGUUUGGACUAGACCAAAAUGUGACAAAAUGUUCUGUGAAUACGUGGAAGUAAUCGGGUCAGAACCUCUGAAGAACCAGUUUAAUGCCUCUGGGUCCAAACCCAGCACAUAAUCCCGUUUAUCGCGCUCCGGCCUUCAUCUGGCUGAUUCAGGGUUCAUUUAAUCCGAGUCAAUAAGGGAAAUAAUCAGUUUGAUAUUUAUUAAAUGUAGUAGUUAUGGCUUAUCAAUUGUAUCUGUUGCCAAUAAAAUUGUUUCUAAAACAUAAGCUGCUUAUCUGGUUACAGCAGGAACCAAAGGGUUAAAGAUGGCCGACGGGAACAGAACCGGCUUCAGUUCGCUGGUUUCUGGGUCGGUUUUUAUUCUAGAUCAUAAAACCAAGACAGCAGAUUAAGCCGAUAUUUUCUGCCUGAAUUGACCCUCAAUUCAUUUUCACCAAAGCAGUAGCACGUUAGUUAUCAUGGCAAUUUAUCCUGUGCAGCUAGCCUGCUCCUGGCCAGGCUUACCGCCAGGCUUACCGCCAGGCUUACCCCCAGGCUUACCCCCAGGCUUACCGCCAGGCUUACCCCCAGGCUUACCGCCAGGCUUACCGCCAGGCUUACCCCCAGGCUUACCGCCAGGCUUACCGCCAGGCUUACCGCCAGGCUUACCGCCAGGCUUACCGCCAGGCUUACCGCCAGGCUUACCCCCAGGCUUACCCCCAGGCUUACCCCCAGGCUUACCCCAGGCUUACCCCAGGCUUACCCCCAGGCUUACCGCCAGGCUUACCGCCAGGCUUACCGCCAGGCUUACCCCCAGGCUUACCCCCAGGCUUACCGCCAGGCUGCCAUAAAAUACUAUUAUCAAUUUAAAAUGUAUCCAUAGAAAACGUGAUUGAGUCCAAGAGUAAAAUCAAACCGUUUGUAACCACAGGUGAUUUUUGUCUCAUUGAUUUUACAACCAUGUUUCUGUCCUUUUGUUAAAUUGUUUUAUUGCUUGACACUGUGCAAUAAUUAAAAUACUUUACCAAUA